Messenger RNA from Erigeron canadensis, 2764 nucleotides. Its product is annotated as probable LRR receptor-like serine/threonine-protein kinase At2g16250. The record is from RefSeq and is a predicted model, not a curated record. NCBI's taxonomy places the organism in Eukaryota, Viridiplantae, Streptophyta, Magnoliopsida, Asterales, Asteraceae. Bases 1 to 2403 code for a protein of 800 amino acids. Gene Ontology annotation, molecular function: protein kinase activity; receptor serine/threonine kinase binding; ATP binding. The transcript is spliced from 4 exons. Gene Ontology annotation, biological process: protein phosphorylation.
AUGUCAAUGCAUACUAUCACUAAUGUAAUACUACUACCAUUACUAUUUUUCUUGCGUUUUGGAACUACAUUACAAUCUGACCCAUUAAGUAUCCGGGCAGAAAAGGCAGCCCUGUUUACACUUAGGUCAUCAUUAGGGUUAAGAACAAAAGAAUGGCCCAUAAAAUCUGACCCAUGUUCAACAUGGGUUGGUAUUCAAUGUGAAAAUGGUAGUGUCAUUGGUAUUAAUAUUUCAGGGUUUAAGAGAACCACAAUUGGGAAUCAAAAUCCUGCUUUUGCAGUCGAUUCUCUUGUCGGUUUUACGAACUUGGUAUCGUUUAAUGCUUCAAGAUUUUUGCUUAUUGGUUCGAUUCCAGAUUGGUUAGGGGUUAGAGUUAAAACCCUUAAGUUUCUUGAUCUUAGAUUUUGUGGAAUUUCGGGUGGGAUUCCGGGUAGUAUUGGGAACUUGACUGGUCUUAUUGAAUUGUAUUUAUCCGGUAAUGUUUUGACAGGUGGGAUUCCGGAUAGUUUGGGAAUGUUGUUGAGUCUUUCGGUUCUUGAUUUAUCUAGAAAUGUACUUACUGGUUUGAUUCCUUUGUCUUUUGGGAACUUAGUGAACCUGCAUUGUUUGAAUCUUUCUAGUAACGGGCUUUCGUCUAAUGUUCCUGCUCAAAUUGGUAAGCUUGAUAGUUUGGUUGUUCUUGAUUUGAGUUUUAAUGCGUUUUCUGGGCUGCUGCCAAAAGAAUUGGGGAGUUUGAGGAGUUUACGUAGAAUAGUGAUUCGUGAUAAUAACUUUAGUGGUGAGCUUCCUGAUGCGAUUUGGUCACUGCCCGGUUUGAGUUUUCUUGAUGUGUCUGAUAAUAAUUUUGUAGGGUCUUUACCGAAUAAAAGUUUGAAUGGAAAUGUUACCAAGUCGGUUUUUAAUCUCUCGCAUAAUAUGUUUUAUGGGGUCUUGACAUGUGUACUUAGAAGGGUUAGUUUUAUUGAUCUUUCGUAUAAUUACUUCCAAGGAAAUAUACCGGAUUAUGUACAUGAUGCUGCAUUUUUGGAUGGGAAUUGCUUUCGAAACUGGCCAAGCCAAAGGGGUUUGAAAGAAUGUGCAGCGUUUUAUUCUAUGAAGGGGUUACUAUUUGAUACUUUUGGACUUACUGAUGGCUCCUUGAGCUCAGUUUUACAUGACCAUAAAAGCAAACGAAGAGUGCUCGUAUUUGCAGCAGUUUUUGGGAGUUUGGGGCUCAUUCUCUUCCUUGUGAUUUCAGUGAUAUUACUUAUCUUAUUCAGAUAUAAGAACCGGAAAACAACUCAAGCAGGGAAUGACGAGGGACCCCUUACUACAGAACGAGAGAGUGUGAACCUUAUGGGUCUUGGGGAACUGUUUACUUAUGAGAAGAUUGUGUCUGCAACAAAUGACUUUAAUGAUGCAAAUUUUAUAAAAAAUGGCCAUUCUGGUGAUAUUUUUAAGGGUGUUUUGGAGGGUGGAACUCAUAUAAUAGUUAAAAGAGUUGAUGUGCAUUCAGGAAAGAUUAUUAGUGCACUAGAGUUAGAUCUCUACAGUAAGAUUUCUCAUCCUCGAUUGAUUCCUCUGUUGGGACAUUGCUUGGAGAACGAGAAGGAAAAGUUCUUGAUUUACAAGUAUAUGCCAAAAGGGGAUUUGUCAAGUUCUUUGUAUACGAAAAAUUGUUCUGAUGAUGAUACAUUGAAGUCGUUAGAUUGGAUCACAAGAUUGAAAAUUGCAAUUGGAGCUGCUGAAGGUCUCUCUUAUCUUCAUCAUGAAUGUUCUCCGCCUGUUGUUCACAGAGACAUUGAAGCUAGCAGUAUACUUCUUGAUGACAAAUAUGAAGUGCGGUUAGGAAGCUUAAGUGAGGCAUGUACGCACGAAGGUGAUAAUUAUUCAAAUAGGAUCACUAGGUUGCUACGGUCACCUCAGACAUCAGAACAAAGUGCUUCUGGUGUAAUUACAGGAAUGUGUUCCUAUGACGUUUAUUGUUUUGGAAAGGUAUUGCUGGAGCUUGUAACAGGCAGAAUUGGUAUUAGCGCAUCGCGUGACUUAAUCACAAAAGACAUAUUGGAAGGUAUCCUUCCAUACAUCAGUUUAGAGGACAAGGAUCUCAUGACAAACAUUAUGGAUCCGUCAUUAGUAGUAGAUGAGGAUUUAUUGGAAGAAGUUUGGGCUAUGGCUGUUAUUGCUAAAUCUUGCCUUGAUCCAAAACCUUCAAAGAGACCACUUAUGAGAUUCAUACUCAAAGCUUUGGAAAAUCUAUCGAAGGUUGUCCGGGAAGAUUCUACAAGCUCAGAGAAACUUCCGGUGAAGUCGUCUAAGAGUUCUUGGGGUGGCAGCAGCAGCAGCUCAUGUAAUAGCUUGCCAUAUCAGACUGCAGGGUCUCAGUUGCCUGGCAAUGUGGAUGGUUGUUUGUCCACUAGGUAGAAGGCUUUCAAAGGAUGUGUUUCCUGAACCACUGGAUGUGCUAGAUGAAGAGACAUCAAACAAGGUUUAGGAUGGAUUGAUUCUUUUAAUAAUAACCGAUGUGGGAGGCCCCCUUUGGAGAUGUAUGACAUGUAAGAAACUGAACAUGUAGUUUUCCAAUCUAGGGAGAUUUCAUGCACAUAGAUUAUGAAUCUUUCUUUACAGAGAGGUGUCGAUAUGGAUAAUGUUGACAUAUAGAGAGUGAGAGUACACAUGUUCUAGUCGUGGCUUAAUAUAUAUUGUUGCUAAUUUUGUGUUUGAAACACGCUUGAAAGUUUUUGUUUCCCGUUGUGAAUUGUAAAUGAAGUCUGUUUUGAUCUGG